UGUGGGACACAUUCGGCAGGAGGUACAACGAUGUAUCUAGGUACUGCCGAUGUUCAGAAGAUCACCCACUGCCAGGUUAUUCACCCAACAACGAUAGAUCACGAUGUCGGUGGUUCCUGCGCCGUGAAGCAUCACUACCCAUCGCCUAUAGUUUCUUGGAUAGAGGACCUUUCGAGCUUUGGCAGUGCUCCUUUUAGUCAUGAAACUGAGUAUGUGGAUGAGCAGUCAAGGCCUUCGGUCGGGCAGUCUUCUGCAUCUAGCAAUUUGCGUGACAUGCAAAUAUCGGUGAGAUUGACAGAUGAAUUCAUGGAACUGGCAAAGGAGAACACGAGCAAUAAUCUAGAGACCUGCGGAAUUCUCGGUGCUUCAUUUAGGGAUGGAGCUUACUAUGUGACAACGCUGGUCAUUCCAAAGCAAGAAGCAACUGCUCACUCAUGCCAAGCUUCUAAUGAGGAGGAGAUACAUGCUAUACUAUCAGAGCAGUCACUUUACCCUGCAGGCUGGAUACAUACUCACCCUUCACAAACAUGCUUUCUAUCAUCGAUCGAUUUGCACACUCAGUAUUCUUACCAGGUUAUGUUACCAGAAGCCGUUGCAAUUGUUGCUGCUCCGACAGAUCCUACUAGGAGCUAUGGAAUAUUCAGGUUGACAGACCCAGGAGGAAUGGAUGUCCUCAGGGAGUGCAGUGAAAGCGGGUUCCAUACUCACCGAGAGACAGCGGACGGGGGUCCAAUAUAUGAAACCUGCUCCAGGGUGCACUUCAAUCCUAAUUUGCGGUUUGAGAUAGUCGAUCUGCGUUCUGGUGCAUGAGCAAUGUAAUGGGGUGUACCUGCUUGUGACUCGUAUGGACUCCUCCUUUCGAGCAUACUAUGUAAAUAUGACACAUAUAGACUAGAUGAUAGUUGUUACAGGUUACUGUUUAUCAGUUUGAUGCCUAGUUGCAAA
Molecule: messenger RNA, 945 nt
Organism: Lolium rigidum
Lineage: Eukaryota; Viridiplantae; Streptophyta; Magnoliopsida; Poales; Poaceae
Product: AMSH-like ubiquitin thioesterase 2
Exons: 7
Coding region: 31-810 (259 amino acids)
Biological process (GO): protein K63-linked deubiquitination
Cellular component (GO): membrane; endosome
Molecular function (GO): K63-linked deubiquitinase activity; metal-dependent deubiquitinase activity; protein binding
Source: RefSeq, a predicted model, not a curated record